AUGGAGAGAGAAUUUAAAAGACCUUAUAUAUCAUCAUAUUCAUCAAGUGAAUCAUCAAGUAAUUCAUCAUCAACAAGUAGUAAUUAUAUAGAUGAAGAAACAAGAGCAAAAAUUAUACAAUGUUCAAUGAAUGCAAGAAAAUCAGUAAGUGAAGGUUAUAAUAAAGGUCAAAGAAUUAAUUUUUCUGGAAAUUAUCAAAGAAUUCCAUUACCUUCAAAUUUAAAUAAUAUUCCUCCAAUGUUAAGUUCAAGUGAAAGUACAAGAACUUUAUCAAAUUUAGAAGAAUGGGAUAGUUAUUUUCAAAUUAAUAAUGCUCCAAUACAAACUCUUGAAAGUUUUAAUGAAAAUGGAAAUAGUAGUUCAUUUAAUCUUAAUGGUAUACAAAAUCCAUUAAAAAGAAAAUUUCAAGAUAAUAAUUCAAAUGAUUUAAAAAAUUAUACUACAACUAAUAAUAAUGAUAAUCAAAAUUUUAUUGAACCUGAAAUUGCUAAAUAUCAAGCAAAAUAUGGUGCUUUAAGUUUUAAUGAUGAUUUUUAA
Messenger RNA from Lodderomyces pseudojiufengensis, 537 nucleotides. RefSeq lists its product as uncharacterized. The transcript has a single exon. Bases 1 to 537 code for a protein of 178 amino acids. Lineage: Eukaryota; Fungi; Ascomycota; Pichiomycetes; Serinales; Debaryomycetaceae. The record is from RefSeq and is a predicted model, not a curated record.